CGGGGCCGUGCAGCGCCGGGAGGCCGCCCGGGCCCGCGGAGCUUUUGGGCGGCAGCGGGACCACAACCGGGCCCGCGCGCGUCACGUCGGGGCCGCGGCCGCCCCCGCCCCGGAAGGACAAGGGGGCUCUGGGAACAUGGCCGCGGCGGCGGGAGCCGCUCCGGUGUGUGUGCUGGUGCUGGGCAUGGCCGGCUCCGGAAAAACCACCUUCGUGCAGCGCCUGGCCGCCCACCUACACGGGCAGCGCUGCCCUCCGUACGUGAUCAACCUGGACCCUGCCGUGCACAGCCUGCCCUUCCCUGCCAACAUCGAUAUCAGGGACACUGUGAAGUACAAAGAGGUCAUGAAGCAAUACGGGCUGGGCCCAAACGGCGGCAUAGUGACCUCUCUCAAUCUCUUUGCUACCAGAUUUGACCAGGUGAUGAAGUUUAUUGAAAAAAGACAAAAUGCAUCUAAGUAUGUUAUUAUUGACACACCAGGGCAAAUUGAGGUAUUUACCUGGUCAGCAUCAGGAACCAUCAUAACGGAGGCCUUGGCCUCCUCUUUCCCUUCAGUUGUUGUCUAUGUGAUGGACACCUCUCGCAGCACCAACCCCAUCACCUUUAUGUCCAACAUGCUCUAUGCCUGCAGUAUCCUGUACAAGACAAAGCUGCCUUUCAUCGUAGUUAUGAACAAAACUGACAUAAUCGACCACAGUUUUGCAGUAGAAUGGAUGCAGGACUUUGAGACUUUUCAGGAUGCCCUGAAUCAAGAGACCUCCUAUGUCAGUAACCUGACUCGUUCCAUGAGUUUAGUAUUGGAUGAAUUUUACAGUUCACUGAAGGGCACGGCGGCUGCCGGUGCCGCCCGCGGCCCCCCGGCGGCCCUUGCGCACCACCUCCCAGCGGCCGGGAGCGGCGCCGCCCGGACCCGGCCCGGGGCCGCUUUCGCCGCCGCCAUCGAGACCCGGAGCGCCACGGGCGGCGCCGGGCCGGGGCCAGGACGCGUGCGCGCACCGCCGCCGCUGAUUGGCUGCGCCCUGGGAUACGCGCCGCUCGUGCCGGCUGCCACGUCCCCGCCCCGCCUCGCCGGGGAACGUGACAGGGCGGGCACGGCCCCGCCCACCCGAGGGGCGGGAUCAGAGGGCACCGCCUCCUCUGAGACCCCGCCCACAGAGCGGCCUCUAUGGCGGGAAGGAGGCGGGGCUUGA
Molecule: messenger RNA, 1189 nt
Organism: Camarhynchus parvulus
Lineage: Eukaryota; Metazoa; Chordata; Aves; Passeriformes; Thraupidae
Gene: GPN1
Product: GPN-loop GTPase 1
Exons: 10
Coding region: 137-1189 (350 amino acids)
Molecular function (GO): ATP hydrolysis activity; GTPase activity
Source: RefSeq, a predicted model, not a curated record